CGUGUGUUCCCCGUUAAGUUUCUUUGUGAGGGAACGUGCGUGUUUGUCAGCGCUCUCCCUGAAUCCGCCUCCGCGUGGAAAAUUGCCCUUCCCUGCUUUCCUCUAACCCUCCUGUGGUUCCUUCUGCCCCCUUAAAAACCCUUUUCUUCUUGGACCCCAGCCUUUCGUCUUUAUUUGCCCCCCCCCCAUCCACCCGGUGUGUUUCCUUUCCCCAAACAAUGCCCAGAGGGAAGCCUCACCGGCGUUUUAAAACGCAAAGUUGGGAGAAAAUGAACUGCCGAGCGUCAUCCGGUCGGUGGUUUUUAUCGAGCGCUCGCUGUGUGCUAAGCGCUUGGGAAGUACGGUCGGGCCACAGAACCGCUUCGCCGGGAGCGAGCUCAGUAUUCCCAGCCGUUCCUUUCCUAACGUAUCCGCCUCCCAUCGAUCUCACGGGCUGACGUUCUGGAGCCUCUGCUGAGCGGUAGUCGUUGGAUUAUUCUCCCCACCUCCCUCGAUUGGCUUUCCGGUCGCUGUCUUUUGUCUCCGCCGCUGAAAUCCGCUCCUUCCCGUUUCUCUCCACACCGCGGGGGUAUUUUGCAGCUCUCCCCAGCCGUGCAUCCGAGUCCUGGGGGCGAUUAGUGUAUUUUAACCGAUCCCGUUCCCUCUCCGGCGGGUGCCCCUCUCCCAGCACAAAGGACGGUGGACCUCUACGUUCUCUCUGUUGAAUCAGGUGCCGGGACCGAGUCGGAAAAUAAGGCAUCCGCUCCAGAAGACGACUUUGAGGAAGAGGUUUUUCUAGGAGACGGACCCCACCGCCCGUGCGCCGACCCCUCGGGAGCCUUCCGUUAACUUGGCCCGACUUGGCCCUGGCCCGUGCAGCUGGACAGGAAGUGCGCUUGACAGAGAAUCCUGGGCCCGGUUCGAGUUGUCCUCUCGGUGGCAGAUCCUCGCCCAGAGGUCAUCUCCUCUUGGUUGUUCUCCUGCUUCAAGUGAAACACAUCCUGAGGAGUGUGGAUUUCUCCACAGAGAAGCAGCCUCCCCUGGUGCAAAAAGCCCAGGCCCGGAGCUCCGCCCGCUCCAUAUGAGCCUGCCCUUCCCCGAGAGGGGAGUACAGAGAUCGGGCAAUGGCGGGCGCGCCUCAGAAAGCCGGGGCUCAGGGACUGGUGACAUUUGAGGAUGUGGCCGUGUCGUUCACCCCGGAGGAGUGGAAGCAUUUGGAUCCCGCUCAGUGCAACCUGUACUGGGACGUGAUGCUGGAGAAUUACGGGAACCUGGCCUCCCUCGCUGGAUGUCCAGUUCCCAAGCCUGAAGUGAUUUCUCAGCUGGAGGAAGGGAAAGACCUAUGGGGCCUGGUUCUUCAGGAACCUGACAACAGAGAGACCCUGAGAGACCCCUACACAGAUUGUAGGACAGGAACUGAGACAGAGUCAAUUAUCACAAAGCAGGACAUUUAUGAAGAAGGAGAUUUCCGCAGGCCACUGUUGGUAAGACGCCCACAGAACGUUCUCAUGGCUUCUGUGGAUGGGAACACCUAUGAAAAUGAGGGCAGAAACUUCAAAGAAUUCCAUUACAAAGCCUCCCCAGACAAGCAGUCGUAUGACUAUGAGAGAGCUUUCGAGUGGAGCUCCUUCCAUAUUGAACAUCAGCGCAUUCGUAUCGAAGAGAAGCCCUACAAAUGCUACGAAUGCGGGAAGGCCUUCAAACGGAGUUCGUGUCUCAUCGAGCAUCAGAGAAUCCACACCGGGGAGAAGCCCUACAUCUGCAGCGAAUGUGGGAAAGCCUUCAGUCACCAGUCGGCCCUUAUUAAACAUCAGAGGAUGCAUACCGGCGAGAAACCCUACCAGUGUAAUGAAUGCGGGAAAGCCUUUGGUCGACAUUCAACCCUUAUUGUGCAUCAGCGGAUCCAUACGGGCGAGAAACCCUACCAGUGCAACGAAUGUGGAAAGACCUUCAGUCACCACUCGACCCUUAUCAGACAUCAGAGGAUCCAUACCGGAGAGAAGCCCUACCAGUGCAAUGACUGUGGGAAGGCCUUCAGCGACCACUCCAACCUUAUUAAUCACCAGAGAAUCCACACCGGAGAGAAGCCCUACCAGUGUAAUGAAUGUGGGAAAGCCUUCAGCCAGCUCUCGGCGCUCAUCGAACAUCAGAGGAUGCACACGGGCGAGAAGCCGUACAAGUGUAACGAAUGCGGGAAAGCCUUCAGCCGACAUUCGACCCUGAUCGUCCAUCAGAGGAUCCACACGGGGGAGAGGCCGUACAAAUGUAACGACUGCGGGAAGGCCUUCAGCCACCACUCAACUCUCAUUAUACAUCAGCGAAUUCAUACCGAAGAGAAGCCCUACCACUGCAACGACUGUGGGAAAGCCUUCAGUGACCACUCAAAUCUUAUCAAUCAUCAGAGGGUCCACACUGGAGAAAAGCCCUACCAGUGCAACGGGUGCGGGAGAGCCUUCAGCCAACUCUCGGCUCUUAUAGAGCAUCAGAGAAUUCACACCGGAGAGAAACCCUACCAGUGUAACGAAUGCGGGAAAGCCUUCAGCCGCCAUUCGACCCUUAUCGUCCAUCAGAGGAUCCAUACCGGAGAGAAGCCCUACAAAUGCAACGAAUGUGGGAAAGCCUUCACUCACAAUUCCACGCUCGUUAUACAUCAGAGAAUUCACACCGAGGAGAAACCCUACCAGUGCAACGAGUGCGGAAAGGCCUUCAGCGACCAUUCAAAUCUGAAUAACCACCAGAGAGUCCACACCGGCGAGAAACCCUACCAUUGCAAUGAAUGCGGGAAGGCCUUCAGCCAACUCUCAGGCCUCACCGAUCAUCGGAGGAUGCACACCGGAGAGAAACCCUACAAGUGCAGCGAGUGUCGAAAAGCCUUCAGUCGCCAUUCCAACCUGAUGGUGCAUCAGAGAAUCCAUACUGGAGAGAAGCCCUACAAAUGUAAUGACUGUGGGAAAGCCUUUACUCUACACUCGGCCCUGAUCGGGCAUCAGAGAAUCCAUACCGGGGAGAAGCCGUACAAGUGUACCGAGUGUGAAAAGGCCUUUAGCCUCCAUUCGGUCCUCAUCGUACAUCUGCGAACUCACACCGGGGAGAAGCCCUACGUGUGUAACCAGUGUGGAAGGGCCUUUAGUCAGUACUCUGCCCUCAUUAGGCAUCAGAAAAUUCAUACUGGGAAGAAACCCUUCCAGUAUGUCGGACAUGAAAUGGUUUCAGCAGCCGCCCAACCCUUGUUGAACAUCAGUGAUUUCUUAAUGGACAGAAACCCUACAAAUAUAAUGAAUGCGGGAAUGCCUUCGGUCAACGCCCAGUCCUUCUUCAACAUCCUCAUGGAUAGAAAUCCCGCAAAUACGCCCGCAUUUGGGGCCUCCUAUCCGUUUCUCUGAGUUAGCGUGUUUUUCAAGAGAACUAGACCGCGAGAUGUAAUAAAAACGCUAUUAGGGGGUGGGCCGGUGCCCAUGGUUGGGUGCCCUGGGGAUUUCCCAGGCCCCAAGAGAUUUUUCUGAUGUUGAACCGCUCUUCGCUUAUUUAGAGUUCAGAGCAAGCGAAGAGCCACCCGUCGCUGAAAGCCAGCUGGGAGAGUGGCCUACGCAAGUAGAGGGUCUUCCCUUCCAACACUCCACUGUAAUCAUUCACACCGUAGGUUCCGGGAAUGUUUACAUUUUCCCUUCCUCUAGACGAGUGAAAGAACAAUAAGGACGGACCCUAGUUAGGACUUUUUUUCUUUUUUCUUUUUACACUAGCAAACGUGCACUACAGAGAAACCGGGUGGAUGAGAUUAGUGUAGUCUUAGAGUCUAACUUAUUCGCCGGAAGGAGCAGCGUGGCCCAGUGGGAAAGGCACAGGUCUGGGAGUCAAGAGGACCCGGGUUCUAAUCCCGGCUCCC
This is a messenger RNA of Ornithorhynchus anatinus (platypus), 3862 nucleotides long. Its product is annotated as zinc finger protein 345-like. The record is from RefSeq and is a predicted model, not a curated record. Lineage: Eukaryota; Metazoa; Chordata; Mammalia; Monotremata; Ornithorhynchidae. Gene Ontology annotation, biological process: regulation of DNA-templated transcription. The transcript has 8 exons. The coding region runs from base 1104 to 3362 and encodes 752 amino acids.